Molecule: messenger RNA, 1848 nt
Organism: Gigantopelta aegis
Lineage: Eukaryota; Metazoa; Mollusca; Gastropoda; Neomphalida; Peltospiridae
Exons: 3
Coding region: 1-1848 (615 amino acids)
Molecular function (GO): nucleic acid binding; RNA-DNA hybrid ribonuclease activity
Source: RefSeq, a predicted model, not a curated record
AUGCAGAAAAACCAUACUCCCAAAAACGUCCAGAAACACAAGCAAGUAUGCGAGCAGUAUAACAACGUAAAGAUGGCACAGUUUGAGAAAAGCUGGAAUGAAAAAAAAGAGACGCUAAACCUUGAAAAGGACACAAAGAAACUCUGGAACCUGGUCAAGACACUAAAUGAGGACAUCAUUCCAAGUCAACCAGCCACAGUCCUUGUCGAAGAUGGAGAAACCCUUACUGGCAAGCAUGCAGCAAACGCCAUGGCUAACUGCUUCAAAUCAGAAAGCACGCUCCAAAAAUCAAAAGAGGAAACCCGUCAGACACAACAAGCAACAAAACUGAAUCUCAAGAAAAUCAACCCAGAAUCCUAUCUAUCAAAAGCUUUUGACAAGGUCUGGAAAGAUGGACUGCUUAAGAAGCUGACAAUCCACAACAUAGGUGGACACAUGUACCACUGGAUAAGCAGCUACCUAAAGGACAGGUCAGGAAGGGUAUUCCUGGAUGGGAUAAAAAGCAACCUAUUCAAGAUCCAUGAAGGUGUACCACAGGGAGGUGUUAUAUCUCCAACUCUGUUCAACAUCUAUAUAAAUUAUGUGUCAACAAACUUCUCGAAGUAUGUAUCACACGCUCUCCAUGCAGAUGACCUGGCCAUCUGGAGCUCUGCUGAGAAACUAAACGUUGCGAUGUGCCGAGUACAAGAUACCCGUAACCUCAUCAAUGUGUGGUCCAAAACCUGGAAAGUUGAGAUCAACAGCAUAAAAAUGGUCACAACAUGCUUUUCCCUCUCAAACAAGACAGAAACGUACAGACUGCAUAUUGAAGACAAGGAUCUUCCACAGACUAACACACCAACAUAUCUAGGAGUUAAACUCGACAAGCGACUAACAUGGAGAGACCAAAUCCAGAAGAUGGAAUCUAAAGCCAUACAGAGACUUUCCAUCAUGAAGAAACUGGCAGGCACCAAGUGGGGAAGUAACAGCAAAACUCUAAAGCAAGUCUAUACUGGAUCAGUCAGGGCAGUCAUGGAAUACGGAUCAACAUCCUGGAAAAAAACUUCCAACAAAACAAUCUGGACACAUAUAUACACUGAUGGAUCAGCAGAAGAAGCCAUCAACAACGGAGGAGGGGGAAUCUACAUCAAAUUCCCAAAUGGAAAAACAAUCUCCAGAUCUAUACCAACUGGAUCACUCUCUUCAAACAUUAAAGCUGAAGCAAAAGCAGUCCAUAAAGCACUAGAGAUCCUCAGCCAAGAACAUUUCCCACCAUCACAUGCAGUAAUCUUCACUGACUGCAGAUCAGUACUCCAAAAGCUCUCGUCCCCAGAAGAUACAACAUCACGACAAAUCUACACCCUACUGUCACAGCUAUCAACAACCACAACAACAUCAAUGCAGUGGAUCCCAGCACACUACAACAUUGCUGGAAACGAUAAAGUAGAUUCACUAGCAAAAUGUGGAAGCAAGUUGAUUCAGGAAACAGUUUCCACCUCUUAUCAAGAAAUCAAGACUAUCAUUAAACGAAAGCAGAAGGAAGUAUGGAAAUCACAAAAUGGAGUGACAAACCACGACCCAUGGGAGACACUUGAAAGACGAGGCCAGAUUACAAUCGUCAGGCUUCACACAGGCCACUGCCGCCUAAACUUCCAUCUCCACAAGCUUAAUCUAUGUCACACAAGCGACUGUCAAUGUGGCACAGGCCUGCAAACACCAGAACAUAUCCUACAACAAUGGUCACUACACAACUCGGAGAGAAGCCACUUCUGGCCGCAUGGAACAGACCUACAUCAGAAGCUCUGGGGAUCCAGGGAGGACUUGCAAACAACUGUCCAAUUCAUCACUGAGGUCGGACUAUCUGUAUGA